Oncorhynchus mykiss (rainbow trout) is the source of this 2794-nucleotide messenger RNA. RefSeq names its product carbonic anhydrase 6 (gene ca6). The record is from RefSeq and is a predicted model, not a curated record. Gene Ontology annotation, molecular function: zinc ion binding; carbonate dehydratase activity. Lineage: Eukaryota; Metazoa; Chordata; Actinopteri; Salmoniformes; Salmonidae.
GAAAGAGAGAGAGAGAGGGAGAGGGAGAGGGAGAGAGACACAGAGAGAGAGAGAGAAAGGGAGAGGGAGAGGGAGAGAGACAGAGAGAAGUGAGGGACGUGUGUAUGUGUGUGUCAAGAGGAUUUCCAUUGAAAUGGAGUACUUCAGUCUUUUAGUUCAUUUCAUGUCGGUGAGCUUUGCCUCUGCUGGGAUAGAUGGAAUACAUUGGACAUAUACAGAAGGGGCCCUGGACCAGGUGCACUGGGCGGAGGAGUAUCCUGCGUGUGGCGGCCGCAGACAGUCCCCGAUCGACAUCCAGCGGAGGAGCGUGCGUCACAACCCCCGCAUGCUGCAGCUCGAGCUCACUGGAUAUGAUGCUCAGAAGGGUAACUUCCUCAUGAAAAACAACGGACACUCAGUUGAAAUCGUCCUCCCUCCCAGCAUGGUGAUUACCAAGGGUCUCCCCGGGGGCUACACGGCCGUCCAGAUGCACCUCCACUGGGGCGGCUGGGACCUGGAGGAGAGCGGGGCAGAGCACACCCUGGAUGGCAUCAGAUACAUGGCAGAGCUCCAUGUUGUCCAUUAUAACUCUGAUAAGUACAAGAGCUUUCAAGAGGCCAGCGACAAGCCUGACGGACUGGCAGUUCUAGCCUUCUUCUACGAGGACGGACAUUUUGAGAACACCUACUACAGCGAUUUCAUCAGCAACCUGGGAAAAGUCAAGUACGCAGGCCAGUCCAUGAACAUAUCCACCCUCAACGUCCGUUCCAUGCUUCCUGAGAACCUGAACCAUUUCUUCAGGUACCAAGGCUCUCUUACCACCCCUCCCUGUUACGAGAGCAUCCUGUGGACAGUGUUCGACACACCCAUCACCCUCUCUCACAACCAGAUCAGAAAGUUGGAAAGUACUCUGAUGGACAUGGACAAUAAGACUUUGUGGAAUGAUUACCGCAUGGCCCAGCCGCUCAACGAUCGCGUGGUCGAGUCCUCCUUCCUGCCUCGCCUAGGGAAAGGCACGUUCUGUCGCCAAGAUGAAAUCGAAUCAAAGCUUCUGAAGAUCGAGGGUCUGAUUACUUCUCUUGGAAAACACAUACAUUCAAGUGAAAUUGGGGAUGCAAGGCCUUCCAAACAAGAGCCCCGAGUGAUGUCUCCCCUGGUGCUCCACUUCCCAGAGAGGAACACCGAGAGCUAUGCCCGGGCCCACCUGGCUCACUCCAUGGACCUGCACUCCUUCACCGCCUGCAUGCACCUGAAGACGCGCCCUGGAGAGAUACACACUGUCCUGUCGUACUCCAGCCAGGGCAACGACAACGAACUGAUGAUCACCAUGGGAUAUGAGGUGGGUCUGUGGAUCGGCAACGAGUUUGUCAACCUGCCCCACAACUUCCACUCCCGUGACUGGGUCAACUACUGUGUCACCUGGUCGUCCCACUCCGGGGGGGCUGAGCUGUGGAUCAACGGGCUGGUGGGGGAGGAGCAGUACCUCCGGAGGAGAUACACAGUCAGCCCAGCAGGGGUCUUCAUACUGGGGAAGGACCAGGACGGCUUCCUGGGGAUCUCUGACACGGACGCCUUCGUGGGUCAGAUGACAGAUGUCAACGUGUGGGAUUACGUUUUGAACUCGGCUGAGAUCCGGGAACAGAUGUCCUGUGAGAACACCACCUCUCCCAGGGGGAACGUGCUCAGCUGGGGGGUCACUCCUAUGAGUCUCUAUGGGGGGGUGCAGCUGGAGACAGACUACAGGUGUCCCUGAGGGGAGGGGUCAGCUGGAGACAGACUACAGGUGUCCCUGAGGUGAGGGGACAGCUGAAGCACAGGGAAGCCUGGGUGGUGUUCAGUAGGGCACAACGUAACAAAACAUUUUGCAACGGAAAUAAAAUAGUUCUUAUUGGACGAGUUCAGGAAGUGCAGUACCACCGUGUUCCGUGCCGUUUCAAAACGUUUUGUCUCUACUGAACAUGACCCUGUUUCUCACAGAGCAGAGGAUUCCCACUAUCAACACAAUGUAGUUCUGUUUGGUCUGUUAUUAUGUCCAGUCAAUAUAUCAAAUCUAUCCUUUACUGCUGAUGACUAUUGGGUGUGAAGGAUAAGUCAUCUGUUUGAGACACGGGUAUCAGGUUUAGUAAUGACAAUGUUUAUUGUUUAAGUGAAGUAAAGCACAGAAGAUCUCUGAACGUCCGUGUGGGCUCAUCGUAAUUCAUAUCUAUGUUUCCUCAAUAAAGUUCUAUAUUAAAGCAUCUUGUAUGUUUAUUUCAUGCACUGUAACAGCCUUGCGUUGUUAGACAGGCUGCAGAGCCAGUGAACUAUAAAACAGACACGGACAUAUCGCCAUAGCAACAAAACAUUUAAAGGCCCAGUACAGUCAAACUUCUGUUUUACUCCCUGUGGUCUGUAUCAUAUUGUACAACAGCUGAUGAAACACUGUGUUUCUUGAUUUAAAAAAAAUAUAAAAUAAAAUAAAAUAAAAAAUAAAAAAAAUGUAUCAGUGUUAUUUCCUGAUAGUUACUGGUUGAAAAUAUAAUCUUCACAGUACCUUCUAAUCAGCUUGUUUGCAUAUGGGCGUGACUUUCGGCGGUAAAUUGGUUAAUAGACCAAUAAUAAAGCGAGUUCCAAACCUGUCUGCCAAUAACAGCUAGUUUUAAGUUUUCCCCCCGCUCAGACCCCUCCCAGACAAUCUUAGCAAAAUUCUUCCUUGAGAAAUAGUUUUUUUUGCUGCUAAAAAGCAAUACAGUAAGGUACUUACAGGGGAGAGGGUGUUUUCAGGUCUUUUUGCCCGCGCUACAGACUAUCGUUCUGCUAAAUAAGGGUUAAUAAA